This is a messenger RNA of Athalia rosae (coleseed sawfly), 2374 nucleotides long. RefSeq lists its product as uncharacterized. Bases 163 to 2271 code for a protein of 702 amino acids. Gene Ontology annotation, molecular function: glutathione transferase activity. Gene Ontology annotation, biological process: glutathione metabolic process. The transcript is spliced from 16 exons. The record is from RefSeq and is a predicted model, not a curated record. NCBI's taxonomy places the organism in Eukaryota, Metazoa, Arthropoda, Insecta, Hymenoptera, Athaliidae.
CUUUUACCAUCACAUUGCUGAUGUUGGUUGAGCCGGCUCUGCGGUAACCAUAUUUAUAAAACUGCUUUUAUUCCAAGUCGACUAGUAGUCAGUCGACAUUCUACCUACGCGCAAGCCACUCCUUCAGUUCCGCGCCUAUCAGUUGAACUCGUCUGAGCCAAGAUGCCACUGGACUUGUAUUACGUACCCGGAAGCGCGCCAUGUCGGGCCGUUCGAACGACCGCCGGAGCACUUGGGGUCGAAUUGAAUUUAAAACUUCUCGAUUUGCACAACGGUGAACAUUUGAAACCAGAAUUUUUGAAGAUAAAUCCGGUACAUACAGUUCCCACCCUGGACGACAAUGGUUUUCAUCUGUGGGAAAGCCGUGCGAUCAUGGGAUAUCUGGUCGAUAAAUACGGCAAGGACGACUCCUUGAAUCCGAAGGACCCUCAGGCUCGCGCACUGGUCAACCAGAGACUCUACUUCGACAUGGGAACUCUGUACACCUCUUUCGCCGAGUAUUACUAUCCGCCGAUAUUCGAAGGUGCACCGGUCAAUCCCGAGAAGGUGAAGAAAAUCGAACAGGCGUUCGAAUUCUUGGACAAAUUUCUCGAAGCUGACAAAUACGCGGCGGGAAAAAAUCUUACCAUUGCCGAUCACGCUCUGGCUAACACCGUCACCACUUUCGAGUUCAUGGACUACGACUUCAGCAAGUACAAGAACGUACAACGUUGGUAUGCUACCGUGAAGUCGGAAAUUCCAAAAUACGAAGAGAACAGCGUGGCCGGAGCCAAAGCUUUCAGGCAGCUCGCCGACAGACUGAGACAAGUAGAAUCACAGUCUAUAGACCAGCAGACUUCAGUCGUGAACAGACCACAAGUCGUUCGAGACUCGGCUGUCUACGUUUCUCGGUUAGAAACUUUUGCCCAGCUCAAUCCACAGAAAACUAUUCCCCUGUUGAUCGAUGGUGAAUACAAGAUAUGGGAAAGCAAAGCAAUCAUGAUUUAUCUGGUGAACAAGUAUGGUCAGAGUGCAGAAAGACUUUAUCCGAAAAAUCCGGCCGCUCGAGCAGUCGUGAAUCAACGACUCUACUUCGAUACCAUUUACCUCGAUAAACGUAUCAGAGAAUAUUACUUUCCGUCCGCGUUUAUGGGAGAAUCGAUUAUGGAUCCGGUAAAAUAUGAAAAUUUGUGUUUCGGCUUCGAACUUUUGAAUAAAUAUUUGGAAAAUCAGAAUUACGUUUGCGGACGGAUCUUAACUUUGGCAGAUCUAUCGAUCGUCACAUCAGUUUCAACCGCUGAAGUGUUCGAUUUUGACCUAGCUAAGUACAAAAACGUAACGGAGUGGUACGAAAGGGUGAAAAGCUCGGCACCUGGGUACAAGCUAGCCAACGCCGAAGGAGCUGAAAUGAUGAAACAACUUCUAGAGAAUUUAAAAUCUCAAAAAUCAGACGAGCAUAUCACGGCAUCGGAACCUUAUUUCAGAAAUAUGCUACAUCGACUGUUAUUCUUAUCAAUUUUUGAAGCGAUAUUACCGUGCAUAUCUGCACAUUUUUUUCGUAUAAAAGCUCGAAGAAACGCCGAAUUGUCACUUCAGUCCAGCAGCAGCAGCAGCAAACGGAUCAAAGCAACCUUCAAAAUGACUAUCGACCUGUACUACACUCCCGAGAGCGCAUCCGUAAGGGUUGUCCGAGUGGUUGCUGCCGCUCUUGGUGUGCAUCUUAACCUGAAGCACAUCAACCUGACCACCGGCGAGCACCUGAAGCCCGAAUUCCUGAGAAUGAACAUCACGCACAAAGUACCAACCAUCGACGACCACGGAUUCUACCUCUCCGAAAGCCGAGCCAUCAUCAUGUACCUGGCCGACAAGUACGGAAAGGACGACAAGUACUACCCCAAGGACAUCAAGAUGCGUGCCAUAGUCAACCAGCGAAUGAUGUUCGACUUCGGUACCCUCUACGCCAACCUCGUAAACUACUACUACCCCGUCAUCUACGAAGGUCAGACCUUCAACCCCAUGGGAAUGACCAAGAUCCACCAGUCCUUCGAGUUCUUGGACAAAUUCUUGUUGAACCAAGAAUUCCUCGCCGGUCCCAUGGUGACCCUCGCCGAUUUCACCACCGCCGUCACCGUGUCUACCUACGAUCACCUUGGCUACGACUUCGCCAAGUUCAAGAACGUCGUACGCUGGUACAACCACAUCAAGAACAUCGCACCCAAAUGGAAGGAGACCAACGAAGACGGUGCCAAGAUGUUCGCCGAGAUCGCUGCACCUUUCCUCAGGAAGCAGUAAAUUCGUUCCACUUGAAAUUCGUUCGAUUUUUCGAACGGACUCAAUGAAUUUUUACGUGUAACUUGCUAAGUUAUUCAAUAAACCGACAACUUUAUACCACGUA